AUGUUACUACCCAGAACAGAAGCAGGAAGUUCGAAAAUGCCUUCAUGGCAUGUCGACGUUAUGGAAGACAUGACCGCGGAUUUAGAUGGUAGUUUAUCUAAUUUGGGUGCCGAAUUAUCCACCGGAUCCUAUAACAUGAGUGAGGCUCUUUUAUCUCUUCCAUCAUUGACCGUUUUUAAACAAGAAGCUUUGUCGCCACCGCAAGAAAAUCUAACAAAUUUAAAUCAUUCUCAUUCACAACAAAAUUAUGAAGAAUCUCAAGAUCACGCCACGACACUUCACAGAUUACUUCAACAGCAAAAUAAUUACAAUAAUAAUAAUAAUAUGAAGAGAAAUAAUUUUACGUGUUUAAACAAAUUACAAGAAACAAAUGAAAAAAAAAAUGAAGACUGUAGAUUUCAGUACGUAUUAGCGGCAGCUACAUCAAUAGCAACGAAAGUGUCAGAAGAAACAAUAACUUAUUUAAAUCAAGGGCAAUCAUAUGAAAUCAAAUUGAAAAAAGUUGGAGAACUUUCAAAUUUUCGCGGGAAAAUUCUUAAACCUAAAAUGGCGGCAUAUUUAUUUUUACAUUACUUUGGAUCUCAUGAUGAUAAAUUUGAUGAAAGCGAUAUUUACGACGUACUUUCAAGCGGUUACGAUUGUUUUAAAGAAGCAUAUUUUUAUAUAAGAGAAUGGAUUGUCGGAGAUGAUAUUGAUACAAAAGAAUUAGCCGAAAUAACUCAAUCGUUUGCACUUAAAGUAUUAAUAUUUACAUAUCAAGCAGUUUCAUGGGUUAUCCAAUACACGUGUGCUGUUUUAAUAUACAUAUUUACAAACGCAGAUACAAUGAUAGAAGCCGUUGAAUAUAUACAUCCGAACAAAGAUGGUACCAUAUUUAAAACCAUAACGUCGUUGAUCGUAUACGAAAAACCACUUUGUUUCGAUUACAAUCCCUUACAUUGGAUAGUGAAAUUCUUUAAAGUGUUAACUUUCAAUCCUUUGUUCAAAGGAAACGUUAUUGCAGAACCGGAAAAUUCAUUUUUUAGUGUAGAUAAAUUACUUAUUAUAGGAAUUAUAGUGUUUCUUGCGUUACGCUCAUAUUUUCCAAAUAUAAAAAAAUUAUCGAUAAAAAUGUUUAGAAAAUUAAAACGAAAUCCUUAUUAUCCGCAUUAUAAAAAACAUACGAAAGGAGGAGGACAUGUUAAAAAUCAUAUUGACGUGCCAAACGAUCAUUUCGCAUUGAAUUUAUCAUUUAAUUCAAAUCUUCAAUCAAUUAAUAAUCCUCCGUUAACGAAUUGUAACAACCUUACCGUUACGUCAAAUGCAUCCCUUUGUAAAUUGGUAUCCAACAUUUUAAGCAGUUCAAAACUCGUCGAAUCGAAUGCUCUAGAAAGCAUUAUUAGAAUUUGUUUUCACGAAAGAAGACUUCAGUAUAUGGAAAAAGAACAAAUAUUUGCUUGGCAAGCAUCUAGACCCGGAGAACGUAUCGUGGAAUUAGACGUACCACUUUCUUACGGACUUUUUGACGUUGAACAAGAUCCAACCAUGUUAAACACUUUAUCUUUUUUAUGGGAUCCUACAAAAGAAGUUGGAGCUUACAUAAAAGUAAAUUGCAUCAGUACGGAAUUUACACCGAAAAAACAUGGAGGGGAAAAAGGUGUACCUUUUAGAAUUCAAGUCGAAACUUUUAUCGAAGGUGAAUCCAUGCGUUUACAUGCGGCUGCUUGUCAAAUAAAAUUAAAAGGUGCCGAUAGAAAACAUAAACAAGACAGAGAAAAAAUAUUAAAGAGACCAUUGUCUGAACAAGAUAAAUAUCAACCAUCUUACGAAUGUACCGUAUUAAAUGACUUAUUACCUGAAGCGGUUUUUUCGAGUUCGAAUUCUUCGUCUCCUCCCACGUCGGAAAUUGUCGUCGUUUCUCCAAGACAUAAUUCUUCUCCGUACCAUUCUUCUUCGAUCGAUUUAAGCGAAUCAAACAUGAUUUUACAUAAUCAAAUUCGAUCACAAAUCGUAUCGAAUUCGACAUUUGCUGUUAAAUCCGAUCGAGUCAUUUCUCCAGAAACAAUAAAUGAUAAUAAAUCCAGAUCUCCAUCGAUAUCACAAUCUUCGGAUAUAAGUUCCAGUCCUCAAGUCAUUAAACUUACACCGGAAUCAAAUUGUCAGCAAACUUCUCAAUGGCUUCGUAAAAAUAGUUUUGGUAGUCACGUGACAACAUUUUCAAAUUUCACAGGAGCCGACAUUCUUCGUCUUACCCGAGACGAUCUCAUACAAAUUUGCGGUUUAGCAGAUGGUAUAAGACUUCUUUACGCUUUGCAUUCGAAAGCCAUAGUACGUUUAACUCUUUACAUAUGCACUCCAACGUCAUCCAUUUAUUACGCCGUUUAUUUGGAUCAAAUCGGAAAAGCGGAAAUGAUAAAAAAAUUAGGGACACUUUUGGGAAUACAUCAUAAUCAAAUUCACGACAUGUUUUUAUUGGGACCAAACGAAAUAAAAGUUCUUAUAACAGAUGAAGUCGUUGGUAACAUAAAAGACGAAUCCAUGUUUUCAAUCGAAGUUUUCAAAGGUAAAAAAAAAAUUUUUUGA
This is a messenger RNA of Pediculus humanus corporis (human body louse), 2562 nucleotides long. Its product is annotated as transcription factor CP2, putative. Bases 1 to 2562 code for a protein of 853 amino acids. The record is from RefSeq and is a predicted model, not a curated record. Gene Ontology annotation, molecular function: DNA-binding transcription activator activity, RNA polymerase II-specific; RNA polymerase II cis-regulatory region sequence-specific DNA binding. The transcript has 12 exons. Gene Ontology annotation, cellular component: nucleus. Gene Ontology annotation, biological process: regulation of transcription by RNA polymerase II. NCBI's taxonomy places the organism in Eukaryota, Metazoa, Arthropoda, Insecta, Psocodea, Pediculidae.